CAUUUUUUCCUUUUCGGCAGUUUUCUUCAUCAGAAACGAUGGCAUCGUGUUGGUCACCCUUAACUCAAGUUUGUUUAUGGUCUCACUAACAUUGAGUUUAAGUACAUUCACGCUCGACCUCACACAUCAACCUUUUAUUCCAGGCUUCCAGCUUUGAGGUCCAUCACGGCCUAGAGGCACGCCCACCUUACCUGGAUUCGUGCCCUGGCCAUCCCGUGGUUAUGCCGCCCUACAAUUUCUUCCACGAUAUAUUGACCGACUAUCAAAACAACCGAUUCUGUGAUUUGGCCCUGUGCGGUUCACCUGGAGAUGCCUCGGUCGAACCCAUUCUCUGCCACAAGUUGAUCUUGUGCGCCUUGGUGCGUGAUUGGCGCCACGUGAUCGACGAAGACACGGAUCGCGUCACUUGGCCGGAUAUCGAGCACGUCCGUUUAAAAGCGUUUGUCGAUAGACUCUAUCACUCACUUACUAAUCACGACGAAUCAUGGCGGGAUUGGCAAACUCAAGUGAGCGCUGUCUUUGGUCCGGGCGCGCCGGUGGGCGUGAAAACGGUGGCAAAUGGCGUCCUGACCGCUCUGUCCGAAGCGUGCCAGCCGGAACAUCCCAACCAUGAGGAGAACAAGGAGACAUUGACUGAGGUGAUAAUGGAGAUGGACGUGGAUUUCCAAGAGGAUCAGGCUAUCAAUUUGUUCGAUGAAUCGAAAGUCGAGUCACAAGAUGAUGGUGAUAAUGACGACGAUUUUGAAGAGGACACAUUUCAAGUAAACAGUGAUCAAAAUGAAAUCGAUGAAGAUGAUUGGGAAGGCCGUUUGGACCACGAUCAAAUCGUGGUGGAUGAAGAUUCUCAAGCUACCCGGAGUGCGUCAAAAGACAUUGACAAUAAAAGAGCAAGACCCUCGGUCAAAGACGCAAGACGAAAGAAAAUGUUGGCUCAAAAUCAGGCCAUGAUGCAGAGUGAUAGCGUGGACAAAGUGAUCGACCACCAACCGAUUCAAGAGCUGUUGAAGAGCCAAUCUGAUGGAAUUCUUCGCGUAGAUGUGACUUGUCCCCCCAUGGAAUCCAAAAUUUUCGUGGGCAAAGGACUAACCAAGCAAGAAGAAGCUUUUUUUGCCUUGGUCGGAGUUCAGCAAAUUAACGGAGAACUCCGAGGCCAGUCCUUGGCUUGGACCACGGAAGAUUCUCGAGUGAUCGAUGAAGUCUUCCAACCUACAUUGAUUGCCUUCCAAAGCGUGUUUGGUCUAUCCAGGGCUCUUCUUAUGGGUUCGAGCUGCUUUCGAUCCUACGCUGGAAAAGGAUCCCAGACCAAGGGCCCAAAUUAUGUCAAUGACCUCCGCCGAAAAUUCCUGUACCAAUGUACCCGAAAUGACUUGGAGAACGAGCUCAACAGUCAACCAGUCGUCGAAGCCAAUGCCAUCUCUGAGGCCACUCGGAGGGAAAUCAGUCUUCCUGAAGGCGAUUAUACCAUUCGGAUGAGUGAGAUCCUGUCCUCGUUUGAUGACAUUGUUCUGGUGGGGGUUUACAAGCAUGGCGUGGAAGUACGCCAAGUGCACUAUUCCCCGGGGCUCAAUCGGAAUUAUGUGGCUCUGACUGUGUGCCGCUUGUUAACCUUGGUGUGGGUAGGAGGUAACCACCAGGCCAGAUUUCCCAAAAGUCCCAAGGUCGUCCACUUGAACAAAGAGCACACGAGAUUAAAGUAUAUCGAGUUCAUGGCUAAGAAACUAUUGGCAUCCGAUGAAGAGCUACCCAUUCCUUUGCCUUUGGUGACGUGUGAAAUAUGUGGGAAGCAAAUUCAAGAAACCAUCUUUAUGAAUAACAUGACCUUCCACAAGCAAAAACACGCACUCGAGAAGAUUCAAUGCGGCUGUGAUAUCAAAUUUCGCUCGCUCACCCAUAAACAUCGGCAUUUCGAUGAGCAUCACCGCGACAAAAUUUUGAAACAGUUUGGGAGUCUCAAAAACCCGUUGGGAUCGAAGAUUAAGAGAAAGCGGAAGAAAGAGCGAGGGGCGCAUGUUUGUGACACGUGUGGCAAAGUUCUAGGGUCGGUCAAUACCUUAAAAGAUCACAUCAAUCGGACACAUAACAAGUUUCAUUGCAAUCAUUGCAAGAUCGACUUCCCAUCGGCCAAGAAGUUCAAGCGACAUUGGACCCAAGCCCAUCCAGAUUCGGAUAUGGAGCUUCCUGACGGAUGGUUUUCGUGCGAUCAAUGCCCACAGCGAUUCCAGGAAAAGAUCUACGUCCAAAGACAUUGGGAACUCGUUCACGGGACCGAAGAAGACAAGGCGUAUAAGUGUGGCUUAUGUCAGAAGAAUUUUAGUGAGAAGCCCAAAUUGAAGUAUCAUAUGCUGAAUAUUCAUAUCAAAAGUCGACCCUACAACUGCCGAAGUCCCGGAUGCACGUCUACAUUUAAUUAUUGUGGCAAUCUCUACGCCCACGAGAAAAAGUUACAUGGCCGGGCUCUCGGCAAGGCCACGUCCAUUGAUAUUGUGAUCCCCGAUAGCCAAUUGUUGGAAUUGGGCUGCAAGCUCAAACCACCCAUUCAAAAAAUGUUUUAGAUAUUACCAACAUACCUAAUAGUUAAGUUAAAUGCAUCGCAAUUCAAUAAAUAUGAGCUCUUUUUAUUCGUAAA
This is a messenger RNA of Tigriopus californicus, 2626 nucleotides long. RefSeq lists its product as uncharacterized. NCBI's taxonomy places the organism in Eukaryota, Metazoa, Arthropoda, Copepoda, Harpacticoida, Harpacticidae. The coding region runs from base 222 to 2552 and encodes 776 amino acids. Gene Ontology annotation, molecular function: RNA polymerase II transcription regulatory region sequence-specific DNA binding; DNA-binding transcription factor activity, RNA polymerase II-specific. Gene Ontology annotation, biological process: regulation of transcription by RNA polymerase II. The record is from RefSeq and is a predicted model, not a curated record. The transcript has 2 exons. Gene Ontology annotation, cellular component: nucleus.